This is a messenger RNA of Dictyostelium discoideum AX4, 2262 nucleotides long. RefSeq lists its product as hypothetical. Lineage: Eukaryota; Evosea; Eumycetozoa; Dictyosteliales; Dictyosteliaceae. Bases 1 to 2262 code for a protein of 753 amino acids. The transcript has 3 exons. The record is from RefSeq and is a predicted model, not a curated record.
AUGAAAUUAAAAAUAAUUUUUUUAUUAAUUAUUAAUUUAUUUUUAUUAUUUUAUUUAGUAAAUUCAAUUGAACCUUGCAGUAAAUUGAAAUGUGAUGAUUCCGAUCCAUGUACAAUAGAAUCUUGUGUUGAAGGAAAAGGAUGUCGAUACUCAUCAGUAGAAUGUGACACUACCAACGAUAAUGGUUGCCUAAAAAAUAUGUGUUUCAAUGGGUCAUGUACACUUACAAAUUUAUGUCCAGAGGGAACCAGUUGCAUAGAUGACACAUGCUCACCCAGUUUUGCGCCAACAAAUCUUGGACGAACAACUCUCCCAAGAAAUGAUUUUGAUUGUGAAGAUAUUACCGUUGAACAAAAUUGUAAUUCAUACUACCCCAAUUGUAAAUGGUUGGUAUUUCCUGGUUGUUGUGGUCAACAAGUUAAUGUAUGUAUAAAUGAUCCUUUGAAUCAUUGUUAUAGAAAUAAUUUAUCAUGUGUCAUUCAAAAAUCAACUAAUCAAAUCAUCGAGCUUUGGUCUAUAUGUAUACCUCAAAAAGAUUUUGAAGUUUAUAACAUACCUCCUCAAAAAUGUUCAGAAAUUGACUGUCAAGGAUCACCAUGUGAGUAUGUCCAAACCACACAAUGUUUAGGAUCUCAUUGUUGCUCAAAAACUCCACAAUGUGUGGGGACCACUACAAUAACAAAUACAACAGGAAUGGCUACUUCAUCCACAACUUCAGGAGCAACAACAACAUCACCUACAACCUCUACAACUACUGGAGCAACAACAACAACAGCAGCAACAACAACAACAGCAACAACAACAACAGCAACAACAACAACAACAACAACAACAACAACAACAACAACCACUAUAUCACCCACAACAUCAACAACUACAGGAACAACAACAACCACUACAUCACCUACAACUUCAACAACUAAUGUAUCAACAACAGGAAAGACCACUACUUUAACAACUACAGGAGCAACAACAACCACCACAUCACCUACAACUACAGGAGCAACAACAACCACCACAUCACCUACAACUACAGGGGCAACAACCAUCACAUCACCUACAACUUCCACAACUACAGGAACAACAACUACCACAUCACCCACAACCUCUACAACAACUGUAGGACCAACUAUAGGAAAAACAACAACAACAACAAUAACAACAACUGCAUCACCUACAACUUCAACAACAGGAGCUACAACCACCACCACCACAUCACCCACAACAUUAACAACUACUACCACUACAUCACCCACAACUACCACUACAUCACCUACAACUACCACUACAUCACCUACAACUACCACUACAGCACCUUCAACUUCAACAACUGGAAAGGCCACUACUUCAACAGCUUUAACAACAAUAGGAAAGAUCCCUUCCUUUACAACUUUAACGACAAUAGGAAAGACUACUACCUCUACAACUGGAUCAACAAUAGGAAAGACUACUACCCCUACAACUGGAUCAACAGUAGGAAAGACCCCUACUUCAACAACUUUAACAACAAUAGGAAAGACUACUACCUCUACAACUGGAUCAACAAUAGGAAAGACUACUACUCCAGCUUCAAGUACAGGAAAAACAACUGGAUCGACAUUAACUUCAAGUACAGGACUAGCAUCUACUACAACCUCAAAAACUUCAACAACAGGCAAAGAAACAACAAUAACAGCUUCUUCAACUCCGACAACAGGAUCAGCAACAACAGGAUCAGCAACAACAGGAUCAGCAACAACAGGAUCAGCAACAACAGGAUCAGCAACAACUCCAACAACAGGAUUAGCAACAACAGGAUCAACAACAGGAUCAACAACAGGAUCAGCAACAACAACUCCAACAACAGGAUCAACAACAGGAUCAGCAACAACAACUCCAACAACAGGAUCAGCCACCUCAACAUCAUUUUAUACUAGCGACCCAACUUCUAGCAUUGAUACCGGUUAUCAAUCAUCUGGGUAUAUUGUUGAUGGGUCACACAUUAUUAUUACAGUUCCAAUCGAAGAAAUAAAUAUACCUCAUAAAUCCAUUUGCCAAAAUUAUACCUGUCCACACGACUCAGUUUGCGUGGAACACUACCACUUAUCUGAUAAAAUUCGACCAAAAUGUAUUAAAUUUCAAUCAGAUUGUUUAUCUUGUGAUUCUUUGGAUUGUGAAAAAUCAGAAGGUUCAAAGUGUAAAUAUAUACUGGCUCCAUUUUGUUAUAAUGAGGCGGAUCCAAAUGAUUGCGGGAAAUGUUGUUACAUACCCACUUGCAUUUAA